CCCGUAGACUCGCUUCCUUCGCCCCAGAGAACGAAGUCUGGUGGUGGUGGCAGUGCCUGUGUCGAGAACAUGGAAAAAUGGCGACGUAUUUAAAACGAACGUCAAAAUUGUUUGAUCUAUCGCUAUCGCGAGCGUCCGGGGAAGUGAAUUUGAGAGACUUGAUGUGCCCAGUGUGCAGGGGCAUCCUGAUUGAACCAGUAACAUUGCCCUGUACCCACAGUCUUUGCCUGAGGUGCCUCAAGGGAACUUUCGAACACAACAGUUUAAGUUGUCCCCUCUGCAGAGUACGGGUUGGCUCCUGGUUACGUACAGCUACCAAGUCUGAAACUCUAGUAAACAGCGGGCUUUGGGAGUUCAUUCGUACCAGAUUUCCUAAAGAGGUCGAGGGAAAGCACAACGGCGACGAGGAGGACAUCGAGCUGGACUCUGGAUUCAGAGCAACAAAUAAAAUACUUAGUGCGGCUGGAGAAAUUCGUAGGGAAUAUGAGGCGCAACUUCAAAUGGCCGAGGAAGAAAUGCGACGCAAGCGGGAGGCUGAACGUAUUGCUAGUGAAGUUUUAAUUCGGAAAAUUCAAGCUGAAGAGCAACAGCGAAUGGCACAGUUGGCACAAGAUCAGUUACUAGCUAAAACAUUAGCAAAAAAGCAAGUUGCCGAAAAGAAUAAAACAGUUACAAAUUACCAUACAGAUAAUUCAGAACUGGAAACUGAUAACAGCAUGGAUGAAUCUAAGCCUGAUAUAAAACUUCUGUCAUUGGGAGGUGUUCAAAUAUCUCAGGUAGAUGGUUCAGGUCUGGAAGAUGAGAAGCCCAUAAUAAAAUGCAGAGAUGGUACCGAACCACGAAAAUCGAAUAUUGCCUUAAUAUCGAAAAUUCGCGUAGAGCGCUACGCCUCCAGUAUGAAAGCAGGUGCAUCAAGUAUAUAUAAAACCUCACCCGAUAAAUUCUGCUGUCAAAAAUCAAUGCCGAUACAUAACGCCGUUACGCGGACACUGAAGCAUCAGGCUGUGCCAAAACUCACUCAACUCAGUAGUUCAAAUUAUAUAUCGGAGCCUGGUUGUUCUGGUUCAAAAAUUUAUAGCAUGCAGAGUAAAGAAGAAUUGCAUGUACCAGAUGACGUCCUGAAUAGCAAGAAGAAGAGUUUAGGAGUGGAAGUCUGCAUGACAGCAGGCGAUGACGAUGAGAGAAUCGGCAGUGCCGAAAGUGCUGGUAGCCAUGACAGUAUCAAUCAAGAAAUUCAUCAUUUCAAACCAAUCAAAGCCAUGCCAAGAACACCAUUAAAAAUUUCCUCCGACGGCAGGCAAAUAGAUCCGAAGUUAAUUAGAGUCGUUCCCAUCUUGAAACGAGCGUCCAAUACCGUGCCAAAACCUCCGUCACCAACUCAUUUGAAAAGAAUGUUUGGUUGUUCCUGGAGUGCCUUUAGAGGCAAGACGAGACAAGACUUGAAGACAAAGCAGAGUCCAACCAGUGAAGAAAGUGUUGAAAUGGAAAUUACCAGGAAGCCCUCAACGUCCUUACUCCAAUCACAGAGCAUCUCCAAUAAACUGGUGAAAUCUCACGUAUCUGAUACGGUGCGAAGGCUUGAUCUUGCCUCUGAGCUGUCAUUUGAUAGUAACAAGAAUUACACAAAACCUAUAAAUAAAAUAAUAAAUGGCACUAAAGUAAGCAAGAAGUUGAUCCUUGACGAAGGAUUAGAUGCUGGUAAGGUAAACAAGACCUGGAAGUCUCAAGUAAGAAAUGGUAUCCUUGCGAAAUCUAGACGGCGAAAGAACUCCUGGGCAGAUAGAAAAGACCCAGUCUACACGUUAGAUUCAAAAGACCUUGAUGAAGAAAAUGAAGAAUUUGAGACCGAUAAGAACUUCACAUGUUCAUCAGAGCGAGCAGAUACGUAUCCCAGUGAUCAACCUGAACUCUCAGAAGAUGACACAGCAGUCGAAAACAUAGCCGAAAGGAUCAAAAACCGAAAAGUAAAUCACGUCAAGGAAGUAUCUCCAAGUAUACAAAAUCCAGUGCCGGAAACUGAGCCCUCCCGACGAAGUACAAGGCGGAAAAGAGGUCCAAGUAAAACAGACAUCGAGAACACUAUCUACGUAGAAUUAUCAGAAAACUCCGAGGUUAAAUCCAAGAGAAAGAACCCACCAAAAUCUGGUUCUAAAGCAAAGCGACAAAGGGUUCACAGAACCACACGCGUUGUGAUAGAUUCCUCGACGGAGAUGACAACGAUGCCACGGAAAUCUACAAGGAUGAUCAAACAGACCACAAAGAGAACGACCAGGAACGCAAGGAAGAAUCUCAGUGCGGAUGAAGUCGACAAGAAGCCCAGUGAAAAUACUUAUGACAUUUUACUCGAUAAUUGUAACGAUCCAAGAUCUAACGGAUGUUCAUCGCAGAUGACGAAUGUCCAGAUGGAAGUAAUAAAUGAUGACAAUACCAAUAGUCCGACUGACGAUGAUGUUAUCAAGGAACAAGAAAAUAUGGAAAGGCUACUUCUACAAGAGAUGAAAGAUUUUAAAUUAGCCUGUAGAUUGCAAGCGAAGUUCGAUGAAAUGGAAAGAAUCGCAGGUCGAACUAGAGGUUCUAGAAGAGCUCUAGAAAGUGAAAACAUCGAAUUGGGUUUUUAUCCUGUGGAUAUUGGGCGAAGCAUCAAUGAACUACCUAACGUUCGCACUGCCAAUCAAUCAAGAAGCGAUCAAACUACAAGGAGUCACAAUAAACAGCGUCGAAGGCCUCAGAGACGUGCACUUAAAUAAGAGACAAAUAUAUUGAGACAUUUAAUACGAGCCCUCCAAAAUGGAUGUUCCUAUACAUAAUAUAUGCAUGCAUGCAUGGACACGGACAUACACAAUUAAUCAUACAGGUUACACACCGAUAUAUAUACAUAAAUACGUUAAACGUAGAAGUUAACGUUCUUGAAAUUCGAUAAACAUUGUAUUAUAUUUUAUCGAUCUUAACAAAAUUAUUUGCGUCGAAUUAACAUGCGUACCUGGAUAGUUUUGGGUUGACUAUAAUUAAGGAAAACCGAAUUCACCGAUUGAGGUUUCAUUCCCCAAGACUAUUUAAGAUUUUUUUUUUCUUUUUUUUCGAGAAAGCGAAUGCCUAUUAAGUAACGAGGACUUCACAAUGGAGGCGUAUAAUUUCGAAGUAUAGAAGUGGCAAUAUUAAGGAACUUCAGGAAUUAUAAUGCGCUCCAAUAUCUUCAACCGCGCAAUGUUUAUCUGUAAACUACAUAUACAUAUAUAUUGGACUGUAUAUUUGACGUGGCUUUCCUGAUCGCUGAAUUUUCUUUUUCUUUUUUAUAUCAUUUAAUAAUAAUUCGUUUUGGAAUUCGUAGAACGUUAGCCGCGUAUUGACGACACUCACUUCGAGCAAGUCAGUGUAUUUAAAAAAAAACAAAACGAAAAAGAAAGUGAGUAACGACACAAAGAAAUGAAUUAAUCGUGCUUUGUCUUUUUCUUUUUAAUCGAGGAGUACGCUUUUAAUUCUACAAUGUGCUCAGGUUGGCGACAGACAGCUAUUUUUUAUAUACGAAAUCCUUAAGCCCUCCCUAUCUGUUAUAUCGUGAAGCUUACAAACCCCUUGGAACAUCCUCACGUGUUAUAUGUAUUUGUGUAAAUUCUUGAUACCAGUUAAUCGCCAUAUAGGCCCUUACUCAUACCUCUCUUUUAACGUUAAGAGACGUCUUUUAUCGACUGCUAUCUGCUGUCUUUUAACGACUAAUAGACGUCUCUUAACGCUAAAAGAGAGGUAUGAGUAAGGGCAAUAGACUUCAUAUAUUCAGGAUUGAUGAAACUCGAUUCUUAUCGUAAACGGGACUGUAUUGAAUUUCGUAAUUCAUAGAAGAAGAAAAAACUGUUGACAAUUGAUACGAUUAAAUUUCCAUAAAGCAAUAUCUCUUCCUUGUCAGCUUCCAUGUAUACAAGUAUUUAUCAGUAUGGUACCGCUUACUGUAUACAAAUUUGAAGAAAAUGUCUCGGAUUUAUUAAUUCUGAAUAUUUAUGUUAUUUUAUCAUACACGCGCCAAGGUAUCCGAAGAAAAAUUAUUACUAAGCGGAAUUGUCAAUGCAUACACGCAGCAUACUGUAAGAUUAAUUUUUAAUCACAGAUUAAUAAUUUUUACUAGCCGAUGCACGUCUGAAUUAUGUUUACUUAUAUUUUUCAUUCGACAAUUAUCUUUGACUAGAGCAAUAUAAAAUAAAUCUUUGUCUUUCAUCGUGAGUGACAGGAUUACGAAAAUCUGUA
Cephus cinctus (wheat stem sawfly) is the source of this 4236-nucleotide messenger RNA. RefSeq lists its product as uncharacterized. Gene Ontology annotation, biological process: double-strand break repair. The transcript is spliced from 4 exons. NCBI's taxonomy places the organism in Eukaryota, Metazoa, Arthropoda, Insecta, Hymenoptera, Cephidae. The coding region runs from base 78 to 2747 and encodes 889 amino acids. Gene Ontology annotation, cellular component: site of double-strand break; nucleus. Gene Ontology annotation, molecular function: ubiquitin-protein transferase activity; metal ion binding; nucleosome binding. The record is from RefSeq and is a predicted model, not a curated record.